This is a messenger RNA of Pseudopipra pipra, 3066 nucleotides long. It is a transcript of the gene RAB9A, whose product is annotated as RAB9A, member RAS oncogene family. NCBI's taxonomy places the organism in Eukaryota, Metazoa, Chordata, Aves, Passeriformes, Pipridae. The transcript has 3 exons. Gene Ontology annotation, cellular component: late endosome; lysosome; phagocytic vesicle. Gene Ontology annotation, molecular function: GTP binding; GTPase activity. The coding region runs from base 257 to 862 and encodes 201 amino acids. Gene Ontology annotation, biological process: Rab protein signal transduction; retrograde transport, endosome to Golgi. The record is from RefSeq and is a predicted model, not a curated record.
CCCGCCCCUGCCCGCUCCGCCAUGUUCCCUCCUCGCCCAGCGCCCGGCGGUGGCGCAGCCCGGGAGCGGGAUCGGGCCCGGGACCGGCGGCAGGAGCAGGAACAGCCCCUUCCCGCAGGCAGGGAUCGGCUUCCCCAGCGCGCCCGGGAGCGGCGGCAGUCCCCUUCCCGCGGCCUGAAGCCCAGUGAGAUGGUGAAUGAUGAUUUAAACUGAACAAUUAAGGUCUAGGGAAUCAGGAGGAUCUUUUCCUGUUACAAUGGCAGCAAAAUCAUCGCUCCUUAAAGUAAUACUGCUGGGAGAUGGUGGUGUUGGGAAGAGUUCGCUGAUGAACAGAUAUGUCACCAACAAGUUUGAUGCACAGCUGUUUCAUACAAUAGGUGUGGAAUUCUUAAAUAAAGAGUUGGAAGUCGAUGGACAUUUUGUUACAAUGCAGAUAUGGGACACAGCAGGUCAGGAACGAUUUAGGAGCUUGCGGACUCCUUUCUAUAGAGGUUCUGACUGUUGCCUGCUAACCUUCAGUGUGGAUGAUUCUCAAAGCUUCCAAAACUUAAGCAACUGGAAGAAAGAAUUCAUUUACUAUGCAGAUGUCAAGGAGCCUGAAAGUUUCCCUUUUGUGAUACUGGGUAACAAAGUUGAUAUUGAUGAAAGGCAGGUGUCUACAGAAGAAGCCCAAGACUGGUGCAGGAAUAAUGGCAACCAUCCCUAUUUUGAAACCAGUGCAAAAGAUGCCACUAAUGUUGCAGCAGCCUUUGAAGAAGCUGUUAGAAGAGUUCUAGCCUCUGAAGAUAGAUCAGAUCACUUUAUUCAAACAGAUACAGUAAACCUUCAUCGGAAACCGAAACCCAGUUCAUCUUGUUGUUGACUUAAAUUUCUUUUUGCCAAAUUACUGUUGACUAGCUUGCUCUAUAAACGAAUGGGGAAGGUGUAGUAGAUAAAAUAACAAAUGGGUUUCACUCUAAUAUUAAAAUUGUAAUAUUCUGCUGCUUUCAUGGGGGAGAAAAAAAAAAUCUCCCUUCAUGAGUGACCUGUUACUGAAUUAGUGACACUUUCUGUUUAGGAAGAUGUCAAGUAAAAACAUAAUAUAAGAAUGUAAUUUGCCAACUUUAUUCAAAUGAUAAAUACUUUGAAUAUAAUUAAAACUUGAAAGUUCUGGAAGCACUACUUUGGAGAAACUGUUCUGGAAUUCAGGCACAAAGAUACUUUUAUAUGUGUAUAUUUUUAUGAAAUCAGCAUUCCACUUUUGUUUCAUUAGACAUCAGUUUCUUAACAAUGCUAGAUAUUAAACUUCAGUCUCACUACAUUCCUUUUGCUGUGAGUGGUACUUCAUCUCUAAAUAUCAUAAGUUAACAUAAAUUACCUCUAGGUCUUCUAAUUAACUAAUGUUGCUGUAAUUUAUGUAGGUUUUUAAGUAGGAAAUAAAUUUCCUACAUAUUUAAUGUCCAUUUUCUUUUCAUUUACUCUUCUAAUGCUGCACUAAUUUUUCCAGCAGUUUAAUUCAAAAUACUGAUGAUUUUUAAAGCUAAUGUGUCUUUGCCUUAAGUCCAUUCUAGCAUGUUUCUGAUCAAUAAGGUGAAAAAUUGAGUAACUAAAGUAUAACCAACCAUUUUUUGAAAAAGAAAUGCUUUAUUCAGUCAGCUUUAACAGCACUUGAAAGGAUCCACAUUAUGACAUUUUUUAGGAAAAUUUUUAGUGUACAGCCUUAAAGUUCCAAACCUCUUGUUCCUGUUAACCUGAGCUAUGAAUGUGUUGACCAGUAAUAACCUGCACUGUGAAACUAAGGAUUGGCAAUAUGUAGAGAACUCAGGAAGCUCUUGACUUACAGUAGAUUUUGACAGCUUUCAGCCUAAUACAAGUAUAUAAUAGUUAUAUAGAUAGUAUUUGAGCUGAAUUUGACCCUUAUUUAAAUUGCUGUUUUAGGAUAUGGACUUGUACAUUUAAGAUAAUAUCUUUUAUAUUACUGAACUCAUUUCAUAAUGAUGAACAGGAGCAAAUUCUGUAUUUAAUGGAGUCUUUUUUUGCAGUCAUGCAGACAAAACCACAGAAGGUAAUUUGAGGCUUUCAGUUGCAGUCUGUGGUAGAAUACUUCUAUAGAAAUUGUUCAGUAUUGGCCCUCAGAGUAACCACUGUCCUUGCAGUAGCAAAACUGAUAGUGCACUACUGCUUCCAUCUGUAAUCUGACUGCUGACAGGCACACAGGUACACAUCUUGUGGACUGAAAAAGGAAGUCUGAGGCCUGUAGGACAGGCCACGUUAUUCAUUAAACAACUGCUUUCUGUACAGCAACUUUUUUGUUCCAGUAGAAAAGCCUUUAUUGAGAAUACGAUACCAGCAAGCAUUUUCUCUUGAAGUAUCUGAUCAGUCUGUACCAGGUGUACUUAUUUGGAAGUAAAGCUUGCAAAAACAAACCCUCUUUGUCACUCUUAGUACACUUUUCUGAAUGCAUUGUAUUCUUGCUUGAACCUGUCUAGGGCAACUUUACUCUGUAGAUCUGCUUCUCCUGCUUAAAAGUGACAUCUUUUUACCUUUUGUGCAUUUCUAAGGCUCAUUCAUUCUUGCAGUCCUGCAUAUACAGCAACAGAACUGUUUUAAGCUUCAGUCACUGAGCAGCUAAAUAUAAGUUGAACUGCUACUUCUGUUAUGUUUAAUUUCUAGUCAAUGAAUCAAGAGAUCUGUGAAGAAAAUCAUAGCUAAAUGGUUCCUAAUCUUAGAAUGAGAGAGCAAAAAGCUUUAGAAAUGAAGGUUGCUUGCAUUAAGGACUACUAAGCUAGUGACAUGAAAUUGUUGUAAAACUACUACCUUACUACUUAAAGCUUCCUUUAACAUUCAUUUUAGCAGAGACUAAGGUUGAAACAAAACAGGAGCUGUAGAUACUGUGACUAGAGUAUAUGACUAGAUAACCCUAAUUUUUUCCUUUUAGCAAUUUUAUUUGAAUGAUGAGAACCAUUGUGGUCUUUCUUGUGCCAAGGCAUCCAUCUGUGUCUUCCCAUCUGUCCCCUUUCCAUGUAACAUCAUGGUUACCAAGCCUCCAUCUGAGAAUUAGGUUUAAUAAAGUUAAGUAAAACAUAA